AGGGAAAUAUUGGAUUGGAAUGAGGUUCAAUGACACUUUUCCGUGCAAAAGGAAAGGUACCGCAAACCAAUGGAUCUAUAGCGGAUGGGGCAGAUGGGGCAGGUGGAAUAUUUUGAAUGAAGAGCCUGAAGGUUGUCCUGUCCAGGAAUGUGUUAUUAUUUACAACAAUGAAAUGUUCACCUGGUGGUGUUAUGUACUAUUGCAAGCUCUGUGUGAGACAGGUGUUUUUCAUGCAUCUAUUCAAACAACUGAUUCCGAUCAGACUACGACGUCAUCAGAAGAGGACGAAGACUUUGUUGAUUGGUCAACUGUUGCCACAAUGACGUCAUCAGAAAAGGACGGAGACUUUGUUGAUUGGGCAACUGUUGCCACAAUGACGUCAUCAGAAAAGGACGGAGACUUUGUUGAUUGGUCAACUGUUGCCACAAUGACUCCUACAACUUCUACUUCGUCAGCCAUAUCAGCGACUAAGUCUCUGGUCGAUUCCGACGUAGAAAAUGGCAUAUGCGCUAAAUGUUGUUCCAACAAAAAACAUCCAAGUCUUGACCAAGAUGAACUUGACGAUAUGCUUCUUGUGUUGAGGGUUCAAUUGGUAGUAAACAAAGCCAAGCUCUCUGCCAACAGGCGUAAACUGAUCAGUGUGUAUGACACGCGGCCAAGUAGUGUAGCCAUGGGAUGUAUGGCUGGUGCUAUCCUGGUCACGGUUGUCGGAAUCAUUGUGAUACCUGACGCCAUCUCUCUUUGUAGGUUCGUUUUCAAACUCUUUAAAUCUCGACGCAAAACUUCGGUUGUAUAGUUUUCACAUGCCAAACGCAGCAUUUUAGGCAUAUCAAGACGUCUUUUUAAUAAUAUAGGUCACGAUAGUUUGAAAUAACAGAAGUAUCGAAUCUAAUAUUGACAACGAUAUCCAACCAAAGGGGGACUUUUCUAAUCAUGCAGUAGCCUUCGAUUCAAAUACAAUUUUGGAAAAUAAAGUAUAGGUUUUCUGAUGACGUCAGUGAUAACCAGUAUUGUGACGUCAUCGGCUAUUAUACAGUGUUGUACCAGUCAUAUGCAUGAUGCUUAAAUAAACUGUUGUGGAGUUCCUUUAUUUAUUUUUUUUUCUUCUACAUUGUUUCUGUCUUUCACUGGGAUUUGUUUGG
Molecule: messenger RNA, 1142 nt
Organism: Pecten maximus
Lineage: Eukaryota; Metazoa; Mollusca; Bivalvia; Pectinida; Pectinidae
Exons: 2
Coding region: 20-796 (258 amino acids)
Source: RefSeq, a predicted model, not a curated record